Molecule: messenger RNA, 1899 nt
Organism: Etheostoma spectabile (orangethroat darter)
Lineage: Eukaryota; Metazoa; Chordata; Actinopteri; Perciformes; Percidae
Product: ras-related protein Rab-26-like
Molecular function (GO): GTPase activity; GTP binding
Source: RefSeq, a predicted model, not a curated record
GCAUAGUGCAGCGCCCCUGUGUCCUGAUUGUUAAGGUGGACCUUUCUGCCAAACACAUCUAUUUGCUGCCGCUACAACGCGCAGUGCUGAGGCGGUUCCACAGGAAAGAGCAAGCAGUCAGCAGCAAAAAGCGGCUGAACAACAACGGAAGCGAGAGCGUUUUUUGCAUUUCAGGACAAUUUCGUCCUACUUUAGGGGUGUGUCAAGGAGCAUGCAUUCAACGCGCAGGUUUAACGAAAAAAAACAUCUGCUAAUUUAAGUUCUUCGCUGCAGCAACUUUUCAGUCGUCAGUCGUUGUUUUCUUUGUUUUGACUAAGGAUUCAUAAAGGUAGUUUUUAAAUCUUGAGAAAUGUCUCGCAAGAAGGCUGCCAAAGGCAAAGCCGCGACCAGCAGCCCGUCUGCGGGCAGCCCCACCGGGAAAGGGAGCGGGAAAGCUGCGAGGAACCCGGGCAUUGUUCAGAUGAACGGCGUGGUCCAUCCCAGCAGACCCUCCAUCAGCAACAGCAGCGAGUUUUAUGACAUCGCCUUUAAGGUGAUGCUGGUUGGAGACUCUGGUGUGGGGAAAACAUGUCUACUAGUCCGUUUUAAAGACGGAGCUUUCCUGGCUGGCAGCUUCAUCUCAACUGUGGGCAUUGACUUUAGGAAUAAAGUCCUGAACAUUGAUGGAGUCAAGGUGAAGCUUCAGAUCUGGGACACAGCUGGACAGGAGCGUUUCCGUAGUGUCACUCAUGCCUACUACCGUGACGCCCAUGCUUUGCUUUUGCUGUACGACGUCACCAACAAAACAUCCUUCGACAACAUACAGGCAUGGCUGACUGAGAUCCAUGAGUACGCCCAACAGAAUGUGGUGCUCAUGCUGCUUGGAAACAAGGCUGAUGCCACUCAUGAGAGGGUGGUGAAGAGAGAAGAUGGCGAGAGGCUUGCAAAAGAGUUCGGUGUUCCCUUCAUGGAGACCAGCGCCAGGUCAGGUCUCAAUGUAGAGCUGGCUUUCACCGCAGUGGCAAAGGAGCUGAAGCACCGGUCUAUGAAGGAUCCCAGUGAGAAGUUUAUGCUCCAGGAGUACGUAAACAAGGAGAUAAAAGCAGGCUGCUGCAGAACUUAAAGCCUGCCCGUGUGUGCGUGUGUGUGUGUCAAGUUCAUUUCAAACUGUAGGUGUUCAUAUCGGGCCCAUCACAGAUGAGUCAGCUCCAGUGAGGUAGUAGUCUGUUGUCCUGCACCCAUCUCACUGUCCUACUCUAUUUUGUUUGCCCAACUUUUCCUCCUCCACCUCCUGCUGCAGCUGUGAAUGUAGCUGCAGGUUGUGGUUUUCCAAAGACAAAGUUAGAAGCUGCCCACCUCAGUUUUAAAUCUAUUAAUGGACAUUUUCUUCCAUAACUUAAUUUGCAUGAUAUUUUAACCCCAGCAAUAAAUCGGAUACCUACCUUUGCACUACCUGGUUUGGGCAUUUUAUUGUUAAAGGGAUUUAAUCACAAUCAAACUUAUGUAUUAUGUACUGUAGGUAUUUUUGUAAGAUACAUGUUAAGCUAUUUAUUUCUCCAUUUCAAAUUUCAGUGACAGUCAACGUUUGGUUGAAUGUUCUCUUCUUGGUCAGCACGUGGAUGAAUGUGGAUAUCAUCAGAUGUAAAGUAGUGUGUCUUAUGUUCAUGGUUCAGUGUUCGUGUCAGUAAUUCAACAGGCUCUAAAUGUUUUUCAGAGCCAGUUUAGCUCACCAGCAUAAACUCAAUCCAAGCAUUUCCAUUAUUCAGCUGUGGAUAUUUGGGAAUAUGUUUAACUAUCAAUUGAUGUUGCUAUUUUAUAUACAAGCUUAUGAAGUACAGACUAGCACCAAUAGCCACAGUACAGUUACAAGAUUUGACAUUACGCUGGAGGCAAAAUGAAGUAUACGUAGUUGAAACAAGC